AUGGAAAUAUCUUUUAAGGGAAAGCGAAUUCUUGUAACCGGCGCUGGACAAGGAGUCGGCAGGGGUAUUGCUAUUGAACUUUGGCGAGCCGGUGCAAAUAUAGUAGCGUUAUCAAAAACUAGGAUCCAUUUAGAAACGUUACAAAGUGAAUAUCCAUCUAUUGACAUUGUUGAUGUCGACUUAGCAGAUUGGGAAAAAACUCGAGCUGUGGUUGAAUCAUUAGGACAUUUUGACGCAUUAGUAAAUAAUGCUGCAAUCGCAAUUUGCGAACCAUUCCUCAGUUGUUCACCCGGAGACUUUGACAAGACUUUUGACGUCAAUGUAAAGGCUGUAUUAAAUAUUAGUCAAGUAGUUGCAAGAAAAAUGGUAGAAAACAAAACGCAUGGUACCAUUGUAAAUAUUUCCUCUCAAGCUUCAAAGGCUGCUUUAAAAGACCAUGCCAUAUAUAGUUCCUCUAAAGCAGCGCUAGAUGCGCUUACUCGUGCCAUGGCCCUUGAACUUGGCCCACAUGGUAUUAGAGUAAAUGCUGUCAACCCCACCGUUAUCAUGACUGCUAUGGCGAAAGUAGGAUGGGCAGAUCCCAACAAAGCAGCAGAAAUGAAGUCCAAAAUACCUCUUGGCAGGUUUGGAGAGGUUUCAGAAGUAGUUAAUGCUGUUGUGUUUUUACUCAGUGACAGAUCUAGUAUGAUCAAUGGCGUGGAGCUGCCUAUUGAUGGAGGAUUCCUUGCCACAUAA
Messenger RNA from Parnassius mnemosyne (clouded apollo), 735 nucleotides. The record is from the annotation of a GenBank genome assembly. NCBI's taxonomy places the organism in Eukaryota, Metazoa, Arthropoda, Insecta, Lepidoptera, Papilionidae.